AUGGCCUCCUCGCGAGAGAAAUGGUCCCUCACCGGCCACCUCCUGGCAACCCAUCAACAGCUCUACAAGUCGGCGACUCAACACCCCUUUCUGCUCGCCGGAGCCGAGGGUCGGCUGCCCAAGGACAUUCUGAGCCGCUGGCUUGCCAACGACCGGUUGUACAUCCACUCAUACAUUCGUGCGGCGGGCCAACUCCUUGCGUCUAUCGACCUUCCGAAACAGGUCCCCGGUUCGCAAGAGGCAUUCGAGACUCGACUCGUCGAUUGGGUGAUUGAAGCUCUGGUCGCCAUCCGAAAAGAGGAACGCUUUUUCAUUGAAAUUGCUGAUCGCUACAACUUGGGCAUUGAGAUCGCCAUUCCAUUCCCUCCUGUUUCUGCCGCAGCGCAGGAUACCCCAGCAAAACCUUUUACAAUGCAGGACGACGGUAAACUUCCGGGGUUCGUGCGAUUAGAAUCCAUCUUCUCAGCCGUCGGUGGCGCUCACUCGACCACGCCGGACUCUCCUAGUACAGUGCCCGGGGGAUCUCUUGUGCGAUCCCUCUUUACCAGCACCGCUGCCACCACAACCCCGCCAACUCUCCUCCCGUGGUUGGAAGGUGCCCUCACGUUUUGGGGCACCGAGCGCUGCUACCUGGACGCCUGGUCUUGGGCCCGCGACAAGGCCGAGGAGCGCCGCUCUUCAGGUGAGCACGCUGGGAAGGAGGAUGCCGAUGGUGGUGCGCUGCGUAAGGAAUUUAUUCCCAACUGGAGCAGCCCCGAGUUUUCACGGUUCGUGGAGCAGUUGGGGAAGUUGAUUGAUGAUGCCGUCGCGGGAGUGGUAGAGGGGAAGGAGGGAGAGGAGAAGGAGAAGGUGAAGCAGGCGAUUCUUGGGAGGGUGGAGGGGAAAUGGAAAACCCUUCUGGAGGCUGAGAAGGAUUGUUGGCCCGAUCGCCCCCCGGGCAGCAAGCUCAAAUUCACCGCGCAUUCGCCGAGACGGCGUUCAAUAUCCACGCCUCCGGUUGUGGACACCAUGGCCGCUUCAGAUGAAAGUGCGGCUUCAAAACUCAUCGAAGUGCUCGGUAGGAUUGACACCACCCUUGGAGCCCUGGACCGCCGUCUACAAGUACUUGAGCAGUCAUGGCCGCCGGCUCAAGCGGGUGGCAUCGCCCCCCCAGCAGCCGCAAAUGCAAAUCGCGUCCGCCUAACUAAGCAUGAGGGUUUCGUUACUAAACAUAAACCUGACCUGGAGGGAUCAAGCCAGCUCCAGGAGAUCAUCGUGGAGGAAAACGACCUCGUUGCGCUGCUGUCGUGCGCUUCGAGCCCCUGUCUUGAUCGCCACCAGACCCGACAAUCCACCAACAACGCGCACAAAAUCUUCACAUACCCAUUCACGGGGCUCCUUUGGUACCGGGACGUGCUCAAAUUUCUCAUCCACGAGUCUGAGCGACCCGAUAGCGAGCUUCGGCAGCUGUAUUCCGACCACGCGGCUACCGAGGUUUUGACGCCUGAUUUAAAAAGCGAGACCGCGCAGCUGCUAGCCUGUUGCGAUGAGCAGUGUAAGCCACUCGUUCAAGGCAGAGAUGAAAACUUAGCUCGUGGUGUCGUUCGCUUCGAUGACCUGCCCAGUCUUUUCUCGCCCGGGCUGCUGCUCGUCGGCCCAGGAGGAGAAGGUAUCGAACAAGUGGUAGAAGUUUCGUCGUGCGACUUGAUAACCGGGCCAGUAAUAGCGGAGAUCUGUGUGGUGCAAGCUUGGAAUUUUAGGUGGGACGGCCAGGGCUUCUCGAGGACGAGCACCCGCUUUGAGCUGAGUCGCUACAGCGGAACGAGGCCGAUCAAAGGGUUUCCAUACCAGCCCGUCAUCGGGUUGGAUUCUGAACAGUCCGUCGCCCGGUUAAGAGAGAUUGUCGCUAGAAACACGAAACAUGUCACCUUCCUUCAGGAGGUGUCCAAAGUCGAGGUUGGGGAUUACCCUUUCUGCACCUGGGAGUCAGAGGUUUCGGACGGGUUCAGACAUGGUUCAAAGGCUGUUGAAGUUAUGCUGGAUCCCGCAGCUUUCUCCCUUUACGACGAAGAACGGCCAAAAACAGCAGGGACCUUCGGUUGUUACUGUUCCAGAUGCACGAGUUCGAUCUCAUUUCAAGACGUUCUUCGUAACGCCAGAUACCUUUUACUAGCGCCGACGAUGGCGGAGGGAUUUAUGCUUGAAUCGAAGAAGUGGACGGCGUUUCCCGUUCGUGACCUCCGUGUUAGGGAGUCCUUCUGGUGGGAUGACGAGACCUUGGAUACUGUUUGCUUCGACUCGAGCUAUGUUGAGCUUUUUAAAGAGAAACUCACGAAACACCUUGCCCAGCGGAAAGAGAUUCUUGAUGGGACAAACCCGGAUCCGAUCGAGGUUGACAAUGAUAUCUCGCGCAAGGCCUUUGUCGUUCAAUUUCACGGCCUCGAGGGCACUGAAACAGCGUUGACAGCGUCGUCAUUGGCGAACUAUUGUCGUCGACCAGCCCUCUGUAUUACCGCCGACGAUAUGGGUCUGGAGCCGGAAGGCUUUGCAAAGAGAUUGUCAUUGUACGCCGAACUCGGCUUCCGCUGGGGUGCGGUCCUUAUUUUUUUUGAGGCAGACAACAUGCUGCAGAGCAGACAGUUGGAUGACACAAAACGAAAUCCACUCAAAGAAGGUGAGCACGAAGAAAUUAACGAUCAGACCUGGGACACAGACCUCGUGCGAUAUAUCCGGCAGUUCUUUUUUCUACCCCCGCAGGACGAAGAGAUCGAAACAAUGUUUUCUUCCCUACUGAACCAGCUGGACCCGGAUUCUGUUGAGUCUGGGGAUACGAUGGUGAGCUGGGUUGUGGCCACUGCCCCAGUGUUGCAGUUGUCAGUUCGUGAAAUUCGCGACAUUUUUCACCGUGCUGUAGGCCACGCAAACAGAGGUGGUCGGAAAUUGGCUUUGAGCGACAUCAUCAAGGCAUACACGACAACUACCGGACGACAGGACGAGUGGGAUUUGGUCGACGAUAUCUCCUUGUACGGAAGCGGCCAGGCCGCAGAAGGUACUACCACGCCGCGGGUUACCGAAUUUCUACGCACUACCUUUGGUGCCUGGAGUGAGCUUCCUGAUGACGGGCGGCUACCAUUUACGUUUCUGGAGUCCUUUUAUUCUGGGUUGCCGCUAGAUUCCGCGACCAAAGGGGCCAAAAUAUUGGGCAAAGCCACGGAAGAGCUGCAGAAGGUCGGCCGGAUGUGGAUCGUGGACUGGGGGUGGCCAAAAGGAACGUGGUGCCCGAUACAAGGUUGCGCGUAUACACCGAGUGGGCUUUAUCGAUGGAUAGACCCAGAGGUGAAACAUCCUCUCGAGGAAUGGAAUCGAGCGGGGUUUACAUUUGGACUGCGGGAUGUUGUCGAGGGACAGCAGCACGGUGGUGGCAGUCCUUGGAGAAGGCUUGUGACCUUGAAGAUGACCCGUGCCGUUCCGGUCAUUGCUCAACUGGGACCAUUGGAUGAGGGCCCUAAUGAAUCUGAACGCGACUUGGAGUUUCAUAUCGCAUUUUUCCAUAUGAUCACAAGCGUGACUGGGAAUAUCGGAGACGUGCGAAAUACGGUUAAAUUAUUCGACGCCUCGGGCAUGGGUAUGGGGAAGGGCUGUUUUACAAUCUUCCCUGUGCCCUCCGCGGAAGACUCUCCACCGGUAGACGACCCCAUCCAUUGGACACUCAUCUGCCUUACACCAGAAGACUUUUGGCCACAAGACAUAUAUGCAAAGUGCGUAGCGCCAACUCUUAGAGCGCAGACAACAUACUAUGUGGCCGAGGCCCUUAGAACAGUGGUCACCCGCUGGCGCGAGGUCCUUCAGGCUAUCGAAAACCUCGUGGACAGUGAUAGCGUUCUGCGGCAGCCGGACCAGCUCCAAAACAUCCUGUUUGACGACGACGCCUUUUCGACCUCGAAGCGCUAUUUCUGGGCCAUCAAUUUCAUCCAUGAGGCGGUCAAGCUUUUGGACGACUCGAUCCAGCAGUGGGCCAACUUUCGCAAACGGUCGGUGGAGCCGUGGGCCGGCUUGGGGAUAUCUAACCGAGACCCCUACUGGUACGGACAGUCACAGCGGGUGCUCGACAACGCCGAUCGGGAUGCGGUGGAGUCGUGCGAGGAGCUGAAGCUGCUGAGGCAAGAGUUUCAGGAGAAGCUGGACCGCAUCACCAUCAUGAGAGACGGCCUUGGUCAAAACGUGAAGCUCCUCACGUUUGUCAGCAUCUUCUUCCUUCCCCUCGGUUUCUGCGUGGCAAUCUGGAGCAUCAACGAAUCCUACAGCAAAACCGACCUCGCGAUCGUGAGCGUCAUCGUGGGCGUGGCGACGUACGCGCUCACGUUCAACCUCAACAACGUCGUCCAUGGCCUGCAGAAGGUGUACGCGCCCAAGCGCCGGAAGCUGAUCGAGAAGAUGGAGCAGGAAAGGGACAUGAUGUGGCAGUAUUUUGGGGACCGCUUUAAUAUGUUUGAGAGGUCGGACCGCGGGCUCCAGAAGCCGUCCGAGUGGAUUAUCUUGGCCUACUUCUUUCGGCGGAUGUGGCGGGCGGUUCGGGGGAAGAGGGAUCUGCGGCCGGAGGAGAUGGGGUCGGAUUGCAGUCUUUCAGAGUAA
Molecule: messenger RNA, 4611 nt
Organism: Chaetomium fimeti
Lineage: Eukaryota; Fungi; Ascomycota; Sordariomycetes; Sordariales; Chaetomiaceae
Exons: 11
Coding region: 1-4611 (1536 amino acids)
Source: RefSeq, a predicted model, not a curated record